This is a messenger RNA of Clonostachys solani, 804 nucleotides long. NCBI's taxonomy places the organism in Eukaryota, Fungi, Ascomycota, Sordariomycetes, Hypocreales, Bionectriaceae. The record is from the annotation of a GenBank genome assembly.
AUGCUCGCGUACGCCACCGUCCACAACAUCCCCAUGGUCGGCUCCGACGUGUGCGGCUUCAACAGCGACGCGCAGGAGAACAUGUGCGCCCGCUGGGCCACGAUGGCGGCUUUCCAGCCCUUUAUGCGCAAUCACGCGGACAUCUCGGCGCCUCAGCAGGAGUUCUACAAGUGGCCGACUCUGCUAGACUACAUCUACUCGGCUCUGUUCCUCGCUCAUAAGGAGGGGACACCGAGCGUUAGCCCGCUGUUCUACCAGUAUCCCUCUGACAAGAAUGUCUACUAUAACCAGGAGCAGUGGUUCCUCGGCGAGUCCAUCCUCGUGAGCCCCGUGAUUGAGAACGACGCGACGUCGGUGACGUAUUAUCUGCCUGACGACGUGUUCUACGACUUCUGGACUAUGGAGCAGGUCCGUGGGAAGGGAGCUACCGUGACCAUCGACAAUGUCCCGUGGACCGAUAUCCCCGUCCACUACCGCGGUGGAAAGGUCGUGCCACUCCGCGUCGAGUCCGCCAACACCACUGCCGCGCUCCGCGAGAAGGACUUCCAUAUUGUUGUCGCGUCGGGUGUGGACGGCAAGGCUACGGGUACGCUGUUCCUUGACGACGGGGAGAGUGUGGAGGGCGCCGUCUCGGAUGUCCACUUCUUGUGGAACGGUGAUAAGCUCAAGGUGAACGGCAACUUCCACUAUAGGUCGGGACGCAAGGUUCGUGAGGUGACGGUUCUUGGCGAGAAGGGGCAGCGGACGGCCAAGGGGGAGUGGUCGCUUGAUCGGGCUUUCGAGGUGUCGAAGUUUUCGUUAUAG